Danio rerio (zebrafish) is the source of this 762-nucleotide messenger RNA. RefSeq names its product NAD synthetase 1 (gene nadsyn1). NCBI's taxonomy places the organism in Eukaryota, Metazoa, Chordata, Actinopteri, Cypriniformes, Danionidae. Gene Ontology annotation, cellular component: cytosol; cytoplasm. The record is from RefSeq and is marked provisional. Gene Ontology annotation, biological process: NAD+ biosynthetic process; 'de novo' NAD+ biosynthetic process from L-tryptophan. Gene Ontology annotation, molecular function: NAD+ synthase (glutamine-hydrolyzing) activity; glutaminase activity; hydrolase activity.
UGGAGCCACUGACUGAUGGCAAAGUGGUCCAGACUGAUGAGGCUGACAUGGGAAUGACCUAUUCAGAGCUGUCUGUGAUCGGCAGACUCAGGAAGAUCUCCAAGUGUGGCCCGUAUAGCAUGUUUUGCAAGCUCAUUAGUUCGUGGAAAGACACCUUCUCUCCCUCACAGGUGGCCACGAAAGUGAAACAUUUCUUUCGGAUGUACUCAAUCAAUAGACAUAAGAUGACAACGGUAACACCCUCUUAUCAUGCUGAUAGCUACGGUCCGGAUGACAACCGCUUUGACCUCCGUCCUUUCCUUUACAACACGCGGUGGAGCUGGCAAUUCCGCUGCAUCGACAAUGAGGUAGCUAAGAUGGAGUGAUAUGGAGGACAUCUACACAUGUAAAAGCUAUCAGAAUCAACUUAUCCUCGGUCCAAAGAUUAACCUCAGCCACUGAUGUAAUUGUGGACACUUGCUUCUCAACAUUCUUUCAGUCAGACUGUCAACGCACUGUAUCUUUCUCUAAAUUAUCAAUAGUGUUCUUCUUAGGAUGUGUAAAUCCUAAUGUCUUUAGCUACAGUAUGUAUGUUCGAAUUACAAUGCAAAUGAUGAUGUUUAUGAUUAUUAAUAUAGUAUUUGAUAAUGAUAGUUGUUUGAAAAUGAAUAGAGGUGAAAAUAGUACAUAUGGUAGAGACAUAAUCUGUGAUACUGUAAUUACAAUUUUCCUUGUGCAACUCGCCAAUAAACAACAUCAGAUCAGCUGAAUCUAUUUUACCAA